This is a messenger RNA of Dermatophagoides farinae (American house dust mite), 1174 nucleotides long. The record is from RefSeq and is a predicted model, not a curated record. Lineage: Eukaryota; Metazoa; Arthropoda; Arachnida; Sarcoptiformes; Pyroglyphidae.
UCAUCAACGUCAACGAUGAUUAAUCCAUCAAUCAAUCGUAAAUAUAACCGAAAAUUAUCAUCAAACAAUAAUAAAAGUGGUAAUAAAAUCUCUCAAUUGAAUAUCAAUACAUCAUCAUCAUCAUCAUCUUCGAAUUAUAAUCAAUCAAAAAGUGCAUUCAAAAAGCUAAAAACAAUUAAAACUACAAAUAAAUCGACGAAUAGUGGUCACCAAUCAGUCAUUACAUCAAAUCAAUUUAUUUCAAAUUUGAAUUUGACAAAUUUUUACAAUCAAAUUUCAACAGAACAAUCGAAUGGUGGUUCGAAAUUUCCAUUGGCUAACCUAUUUAACAAUCGAAAUGGUUCCACUUCGAUAAAUCCAUCGUCAUCAUCACCAUCACCCUCAUCAUCGAUGCUAUUAAAUUCACCUGAACAUCAGCCAUAUACAUUUGGAUCAUCGAAUAUAAGUUCACCACCAUCAUCAUCUAUGAAUGGUACGAAAAUGGCAAUGUUAUCAUCACCGAUUUCUGUGCGGCCAACAUUCGAAUCGAACAAUACAACAACAACAACAACGGCAACAAAUUAUUCAUUAGAAUCAUCUGGUUCAUUGGAUUUAUCUGCAGAUUCUUCAUCAUCAUCAUUAUCUUUGGAUUCUGAUGGAUCAAAUUCACCCAAACAAUCAUCAAAAGAUUAUCACAAUAAUGGCGAUACAAACCAAAAACAGGAUUCGAAUGAACAUCUGGUUGUAACCAAGGAUGGAUCAUCAUCACCAUCAUCAUCAUCAUCAUCAUCAAUGAUACAAUUAUUACCACAAUCAUCAAUGGCAAAUAAUCCAUUAAUGAAUUUACCACCAUAUUUUAUGCCACCAACAACAUCGGCAUCAGCAGCAGCAGCAAAUCCAUUGAUUACAUCAUUAUAUCUAUUAUCACCAUCAUUGACAGCAUUAAGCUACCAAGCAAGCAAUGUUUGUGCAUAUUGUAAUCAAGCAUUUCGUAUGACAUCCGAUCUUGUAUAUCAUAUGCGUUCACAUCAUAAACGUACUAAAAUAGCCGAUGAAUUGGUGAAUAAAAAACGUCGUGAUGAUCAAUUACGUUGUAAUAUUUGUAAUGAAACAUUUCGUGAACGACAUCAUCUUACUCGUCAUAUGACAUCACAUCAAUAAUUUUAGUAUAACAAACACAAACAAACAAGAAGAU